Messenger RNA from Cydia pomonella (codling moth), 2639 nucleotides. It is a transcript of the gene Drip, whose product is annotated as aquaporin AQPAe.a. Gene Ontology annotation, biological process: transmembrane transport. Gene Ontology annotation, cellular component: plasma membrane. The coding region runs from base 299 to 1186 and encodes 295 amino acids. NCBI's taxonomy places the organism in Eukaryota, Metazoa, Arthropoda, Insecta, Lepidoptera, Tortricidae. The record is from RefSeq and is a predicted model, not a curated record. The transcript is spliced from 9 exons. Gene Ontology annotation, molecular function: water channel activity.
GACGGCGACCGUGCGAUGUCACUGGUGCGAUCAAGCGUUGCUUUACUAUGGCAGUUAAAUUUUACUCUAUUAUAUUCCUGGCAGUGAUAUAAGCAUCAUCCGUCACCAUAUAAACCGUAUUUAUUCAACUAUUUACCACUUAUCGCCCUAAUAAAUAUAUUCACCGGGAGAAACCACUCGCAGUCCGAGCGCGGCAUCGAGCACACGCGGCUGAAAAAUCGUUGUAAUUAAUUCAUAUUCUAUCGCCGUACAACAGAAGACGUGUCGUGAUCCCUGUAGUGACGAACGAACGAACACAAUGUCUGCCAAGAACACGCAAACUCCCACGGCGUACGGCACAUUUGUCGAGCCCGACCAGAUCGUGGCCGCAUUGCCGUUGACCCGACUCGAUGUAGAGACUGGCGCGCCGGCGCCCGAGGAGCCCGCCCCAGCCAAGCCGCUGCUCGGGACCAGCUCGAUCCUCGGUCUGUCGGACGUGACCGACAACAAGCUGAUCUGGAGACAGCUGGUAGCCGAGCUGGUGGGCACCUUCCUGCUCACCUCCAUCGGCGUGGCAUCCUGCAUCGCCAUCGGCGACAAAGCAGGCAGCAUCACCACUAUCGCUCUGGCUUUCGGUCUGCUAGUCGGCACUAUUGUCCAGACGAUCGGGCACGUGUCCGGCGGGCACAUCAACCCCGCGGUUACCUUGGGGCUGCUUGCGGCCGGCGAGGUCAAGAUUAUCAAGGCGCUGUUCUACAUCGUGGUACAGUGCCUAGGAGCCGUGGCUGGCGCUGCCUUCAUCAGGUUGGCAGUCCCUGAUAUUGAAGUAAAGAGUGAUGCUUUCGGCAUGACGCUGCCCGGGAAAAACAUCACCGACGGACAGGCAGUGCUCAUUGAGGCCCUGAUCACUUUCGUGCUUGUGUUGGUGGUCAACGGAGUGUGCGACAGCCGCCGCAAUGAUGUCAAGGGCUCGGCGCCCCUCGCCAUCGGCCUCAGCAUCACCGCCUGCCACGCUGCCUGCAUCCCGUUCACUGGCUCCAGCAUGAACCCAGCGCGCUCUUUCGGACCCGCUCUCGUCAUGGGCUACUGGGCUAGCCACUGGGUGUACUGGGUGGGCCCCAUCACCGGCGGAGUCAUCGCCGGCCUGGUCUACAGAUACGUCUUCCGCAUCGGCAAGACCGGCGAAUCCGGCUCCUACGACUUUUAAUCUUAUCCCCAAGCAAUAGAGCCUGGUUUCCAAGAACAGACCUUCCUCGUCUCGAAAACAUGCGUGUUUAUUUGAAAAGAUUAUAUCUGACGUCUUAAGCAAAGGUCGUAUGUCACGAUACGAAUUAUUAGCUUAGCUUUAGAUAUAGUUUUAUCUUACGAGCACGCGUGGUAUAGCGUAAAAGUACAAAGGUGCUACUCGAAUAGAUCUGUGUUCAAAUCUUCGUACAUUGAAUGGUGUUCGAAAAUAGCAAACAACAGUUUUUUUUUUAAUUGUAUUGAAUAUGUACUUUACAUAGUACGUAGGGAUUUACGAUGAAUUGAGUAACGCGUUUGUAUUUUUAGUGUAUGUAGAUAGUGUAAGAUCAUUGAACAUUCAUUAUUGCCAUUUUGUUUUUUAUUCCAAAGUCUAUUUUAAACAUAUCAAUGGGGUUAUACAUAUUUAUGUAAAUGGCUAUCAGCCUAUCACUUUUCAGAUUCCAAAGUAAUUCUUUGGAAAACUUUGUGCUUCUCUCGAUUAUUAAGUUGCACCUUUUUAUCGUAAAGGCUACGAAAACCAAAUAGUUAACCAUAAUCAUUUUAGCUUUCAUGUUUAUUACUAUAACUUGGACGUUACUAUAAUCCUACGCUUCUUUUAUGUUCCCACGCCGGUGUAAGACAACUAAGUUGAUUAAUGUAACUGCAAAAAAACGGUACUGUUCGUCGCGUGAGGAUACAUUUGUGCCAUACGCCACUUAUACCACGCCAUACGCCACUGGUUUACGAAAAAAAGCAUGUAACAUCACACUGCGACGAAAUAUCAGAAGCUCGAAAACAAUAUAAAAUGUAAUCACAGUCCAUAUCCUGGUAGAUUGAAGUCUAGUGAAACUAUCUAUGAUUCAUUCAUAAAAACUAAAUAAAUGACAACACUUUAUAACUGUUAGCAUAUUUUCUGUUAUUUUAGCAAUCAUUAAAAAAUAAUUUUCCUCAAGAAUGGAUAUGGCACAAACGUAUUCUGAGGUAAGAUUUGUAAAAACACUUAACGCCACUUGCACCAUCCCACUUACCCGGAGUUAACCGGUUAAAACGUUAACCCGGUGUCCAACCUUUACUGGUAACCAUAAACCAUGGUAACUCCAGGUUUAACCGGUUAAUCCCGGGUGAGUGGGAUGGUGCAAGUGGCGAUUAAUGUACAUCUAUAGCUCGUACAGAUAUCACGUACAGAAUAUACAUACUAUCCUCGACAGCGGUGUGGGGCCACAUUAUCAGAUGACGGUAUGGUGCAAUCGGUGCUUCUUCUAACUUUACACUAAGUUAGGAAUUAAGUUAUUUAAGACUAUUUAUAUUAUAUGAAAUAGUUUAAGGUACAAAAUUAAAUUUAUACUCGAACAGUGGUAUUGUGAAUCAUAAUACUGCGCAACGUUGAUUUGUUAGCGGAACAAUUUGUCAAAGUAUAAAUAAAUACAUCUAUUAAA